ACCGAGCCCAAAUUGCCCAAGAGAGCCCCUUGUCGCCUCAUUUUCCCAUACCUUUUCCCUCCUCGACAUCGACAAGGACAUAGGCAGUGAGGGCAAAAAGAGACGCCAAAAUGAAUAUGAAUAGCACCCACGCCACGAUUCUUUGCUGCAACUGCGGCGCUCCCAUCGACGGAACGACCGCCGCCAACGCGCUCUGCUUCGACUGCAUCAAGUUGACCGUCGACAUCUCCCAGGGCGUCCAGCGCGAAGCCACCCUCAACUACUGCAGAGAUUGCGAGCGCUGGCUGCUGCCGCCCAGCAGUUGGAUCGUCGCCGCCCCCGAGUCCCGCGAACUCCUCGCCCUCUGCCUCAAGAAGCUCAAGGGCCUGAACAAGAUACGCAUCAUCGACGCCUCCUUUGUGUGGACGGAACCCCAUUCGAGACGAGUCAAGGUCAAGAUCACGAUCCAGGACGAGGUCCAGAGCGGCGUCCUUCUCCAGCAGGCGUUUGAGGCGGUUUACAUCGUCGCGUACCAGCAAUGUCCCGACUGCGCAAAGUCCUACACGGCCAACGUGUGGCGCGCCUCCGUCCAGGUCCGGCAAAAGGUCCUGCACAAGAGGACGUUCCUCUACCUCGAGCAGUUGAUUAUGAAGCACGGCGCACACAGAGAUACCCUCAACAUUAAAGAAGCAAAGGACGGAAUCGAUUUCUUCUUCUCGGCAAGGAAUCAGGCUGAAAAAUUCUGCGACUUCCUCAACUCCGUUGUGCCCUGCACGGUCAAGAAGUCGCAGGAGCUCAUUUCGCAAGAUAUCCACACAUCGACAAAAUCUUUCAAGUUCACCUUUUCAGUCGAACUGAUUCCUAUUUGCCGUGACGAUCUUGUGGCUCUGCCCAUCAAGCUGGCCCGGGCAUCCGGCAACAUUUCUCCCCUCGUCAUUUGCCACAAGAUCGGAACCGCAGUAUACCUUUUCGACCCCAACACCCUUCAGACCGCAGAUGUCAGCGCUCCCAUCUACUGGCGCGCACCGUUCCGUUCCCUCGCCGACGUCAAGUCGCUCGUUGAGUUUAUCGUCAUGGACAUCGAGCCGACGGGCAUCACAAAGGGCAAGUGGCAUCUCGCCGAGGUGCAAGUAGCCCGCGCCUCCGACCUGGGCUCAAACGACAAGACCUACUUUGCGAGAACACACCUGGGCGGCCUGCUGCACGCCGGCGACUCGGUCCUGGGCUACAUGCUCACGGGCACCAACUUCAACAACGAGGAGUUUGACGCUAUUGAAGAGUCGCACGCCUACGGCUCGACGAUACCCGACGUCAUCCUCGUCAAGAAGCACUACCCCAACAGAAGAAAGCACAAGAACCGCAACUGGAAGCUCAAGCGCAUGGCCAAGGACGAGGGUGAGCUGCUGCCCAAGCAGGCUGACCAGGACCGCAUGAACGAGGACUAUGAGCAAUUCUUGCGCGAUGUCGAGGAGGACGAUGAGCUGCGCGCGACGAUGGCGCUGUACAAGUCACAACAGCCGCAGAAUAUCGAUCCGGACGCCAUGAGCAUCGCCGAGACCGAGGGCGAUGAGGGUGCUCCGAGGGUGGACAUGGAUGAACUGCUUGACGACAUGGACGAACUCCAGAUUCAGGAUUAGGCGUCAGGUGUGGAUGCCUGUCUUCCGAAAGGCGGCGGGCAGGGGAUGGGGGCGUGUCGUCUAUGGACGGACGGGACAAAGUUGGGACGUGUCUCUGUUGAGGUCCCCGACGUUUGGUGGCUCCGGGGUGGUGUUAAGGUUAAGUGGCCGUCUGCGGGGAGGAAAUGUGUUUCCUUACGAGAUGGUACGUGGACACGUUUGGUUUCUUGGGCAAUAGAAGAAGAGAGUGAAGGUAUCUCUCUCUCUCUCUCACACAAAAAAUGAAUGGGAUGGUUUCAAGGAUGGGGUGGCAAGGCGUGUAUGCAUCAUCAGAUACCUUUGACUGAGACUACGACGCAAGUGAAAAAGGGCG
Molecule: messenger RNA, 1968 nt
Organism: Colletotrichum scovillei
Lineage: Eukaryota; Fungi; Ascomycota; Sordariomycetes; Glomerellales; Glomerellaceae
Product: NMD3 family protein
Exons: 1
Coding region: 111-1616 (501 amino acids)
Biological process (GO): ribosomal large subunit export from nucleus
Cellular component (GO): cytoplasm; nucleus
Molecular function (GO): ribosomal large subunit binding
Source: RefSeq, a predicted model, not a curated record